AUAAUAAAAAAAAAAUUCGGCUGUCGGUCGGCACACCCUACAGUAACAACUCCGAGUAUCUUUCGUCUGACUUAUCUAAACCCGAUUCCCCGUUCGUCGGGAAAAGCUGUGUUCGUCUGCUGGGGAAAUGUUUCAAUAUUUUUCAUUUCUGUCAUCGUUUGUUGUAUCGGCGGGUCUGUUGACACUCCAGGGCCCAGACAAUCGCACGGCGGUGCUACACCGUGGAGCUAAUCUGAGCUGUAAUAUUCUGAAGGAUGGCAAGGCUCUCGCCAGUCUCCACGAGGUGGAGGAGCCGUACAGACUCACCUGGAGCUUUACAGGGGUAGGGGACACGAAGCCUAAGCCAAUCCAUGAGGUAUACAGCAAUGGAUUUGCUCUACCGCAGGCCUCCAUUAAAUACAACAACUCUCACUACAGCAGUGACUUUGACACGACGCUCUACAUCUCUAACAUCUCCUUCUCUGAUGCUGGCACCUACUCCUGUUCUAUAAGAACUGACAGUAAAUCUUUUGAGCUGUACGUCAUUGAGGAGCCUCACUGUCAUAACUACAACAGCAGUGUCCAGGUCAGUCAGCAGGCCUUCUUCGACUGUGGUGUGAGUUUCCAUGGUAACAAUCCUCCAGAAAUAAGCUGGAAGCAUGACAAUAAAGAUUUAAACUAUUCCUUGGUAUAUAAAAACAAAACAUAUACCUUAGCUCGUUUGUCAUUGGUUGCUUCCGAGGAGGAUGAUGGGAAUGUUUAUAUUUGUCAAGUGACUUUCCCGUCAGUUCACGGCUUUAUCUGCCAGACUCUACCCAAGCUGAAAGUUUAUUUUCCGGUGAAAGAAACGGACAUAAUCGUGAGUCCCUAUCAGAUUGUGUACGAGGAGGGGACCAGCAUCAACCUUCGGUGUGUGGCCAAAGGGGAGCCCCACCCCCAUUACUUCUGGACCUUUACCCCCCUUUCUGACCCCCUCAAGGUCUCCAACCUGACCACUCACCCAGCUUACAAGAUCAUCAACGUCAAGAAAUCAAACAUAGGGAACUAUACGUGUAGUGUUCGCAAUGAAAUAAACCGGACGGUCUAUACAGACGCUAAGAUUGUUUUCCUCAACAUCACUGAAAAAGAAGUGUCAUCUGUAAAACCUGGAUACAGAUUGAUGGCGGAGUCCACGACAACAGCCGCUGAGCAGACCCACAGUGGGGAUGUUAACAUGUCUGCCUAUGCAGUGGGGGCUGUUGUGAGUGCCGUGCUGGCAAUAUUUCUGAUUGUUGUCUUCAUCUUGUUAGCCAUCAAAUUCAGGGGGAGAGAGCGGCGCUACAGAGAAAGGAUGGCCCUGGUACAGGAUGAUUUCACUGACGAUCAGGAGCAGGAACUGUUGGACGAGGAUAUCCCCAGUCCUAAUGAUGUCAACAUGGAGAUACAGGGCCAGUACAGGAGACUAGGGGAGUACUGGGAGAUCCCCAAGAGAGACGUACGGCUGAUGGACCUGAUAGCGACCGGCUCGUACUGUGAGGUGUGGAGGGGACGGAUGAGAAAACACUCGGACAGCACCGAUGUCCUAAGAGUGGCCAUCAAGAAAAUGCUAGAUGAUGCCUCAGCUGUGGGAAGAAAGUACUUCUUAGCAGAAAUGGAGGUGAUGAAGUCAUUGAAGGCCCAUAGUAAUGUCAUCACCCUCAUCGGCUGUUACACUCUCACAGAGCCCUGGAUGCUGAUGUUAGAGUACGCCCAUGAGGGGACCUUACAGCGGUACCUCCAGAAACACCGCCCCGGGGCUCAGCACGUGGAGAUACAGUCCCAGGAGUCAGUGCGACUCAAGAACAGCAAAAUAGACGCCAAGAAGCUGCUCUCUAUGGCCACCCAGGUCAUCAACGGCCUGCUACACCUCACUAAGUACAAGCUGAUAUACUACCGCUUGUCGGCAUCGAGUAUUCUGGUUGCCAAGGGAGGGGUCUGUAAACUCUCGGGCUUUGGAUUCCAGAAAGAAAUCACAGAAAGAAAUAUUUACGAGAAGGAAUCCCUUCCUGUUAGAUGUAUGGCCCCAGAAUCCUUAUCACAAAAUAUCUACGACACAAGGUCUGACACAUAUGCUUUUGGCAUCCUACUGUGGCAAAUAAUACAUUUUGGGCAGGUACCAUACCCCACCAUGGACAUUAAUGAAGUGAAAGAGAAAGUACUGAAUGGAGAGCGCAUGCCCCAGCCCCAGCACUGUAGUCCCCAGUUGUUUGGGUUGAUGGAGCGGUGCUGGAGUGGUGACCCUGACCAGCGGCCUCUCUACCCAGACAUCCUACAGACACUGACCACGUUACUGACCCACAGCGACACAAACAUCGUACUGGAUGAUCUCCCCUCUCUGCAUCUCUCAGAGAGUGAAGUAGACUCGGAACAUAACCUGUAGCCAUGUCAAAUCUUUGACCACAAUCUGCAGCCAUGUCAAACCCUGAAACAUAACCUGCAGCCCCAUCAAACCUUCAAUCAUAGCCUAUAGUAAUGUGCAGCUACAUUGGGGAAUGAAAACUAUAACUACAUUUAAUCUCCGAAAAUAAUCUAUGGCAUUAACUAUAAGACAUGCAGCAGAACUAAAAAGAAGGAGUGUUUUUAUGCAGAAGCUUGCUUGCAUUGUAUAUUCUGCUUUGAAUAUUUCUCUCAACAUUUGUUGAUUAACAAAACUUUGUGAAAAAAAACAAAAAAUGACUUUUAAAGGCAUUGGUUAUCUUGAUAUAAUGGUCAUAUACAUUUUUGUCAUGUAUAUUUUGUAAAUUUGCAAGCUAUGUGUAAGAAUUUUAUUAAUAUAGUUUCUUACUUUUAACCCUGAACAACACAAAGACAUCAAUGUGUAGGGAAUUUUCUUUAUAUAAGAUCUCACCGUUACUUAUUCAUAUUUUCCCGUCCACUAUAAGAGUGAUUGAAAAAAACUUCAGCUAUAUUUUUUAUUCACUUUUUUAAUCUACCGUAUAUACAAAUAUUGAUAUUUCACAUAUUUGAUAACCCAUUAGAUAUUUUGGGACAAUGAGUAAAUAGAAGUUAUGUGUGUCUAUUUACAUACUUAGUAGGUAACAAGUUUCUGUGUGCGUUUAUGAUGUGUCUGUUUUGAAAUUUUAGAUACUAAAAUUCAAAAUCUUUAUCUUUUAUUACAAUAUACAGACAAGUUGAUUAAUAUUUUUUGCUUGAAAGUCAGGGUUAGGGUAAGCACUUUUUACUUAGCCUUUUUACUUAGGGCUGUGAAUUUGUUGUACAAGAUAAGAAUUAAGUAUGUAAAAAUCACGUGGAAUAUUACAAUUAAACAACCUUAAAUGGAAAGGGAAGGUUUAGGUUAAAACCAAGGAUGAGAAAUAUACACAAAUAUUUUCCCACAUGUACUAGUUCAAACUGUGCAUACAAUAAAAUCUUUAUGUAGUGUAUUGAUAAAGACACUCAGUGAUGUAACAAGACUUAGCUUCUUUGUUAUGUUUUAUUAUCAGUAACUAAAUGAUUACUAUAUUAACAUGAUAGAUUAUAUUUUCAAUCUUAUUAUACAUUAUAAUAUAAUUAAGGUUGAUUGAAAUUUUAAUGUAUACAUGUAUUACUAGGAUGUUUACUUGUAAAGGUUGCAUAGAUUGUUCUUAUGCUUCACAGGUUUGUUAUUCGCUUUUUAAAAGUUAUACCAAACCAAUUACACCAAUGCAGUUCUGCUCAAAAUAAGGGUAUAUUAUAUUGUUAUACUUUCAUGUUAAAUACUGAAAUCUGAUUGGUUAAGACGCAGUUAAUAAUAUUUACUAUUACCCUCAGCGUUAGCAACGCACUUGGCAACGGGUAACAUUAAAAAAUGUUACAUGCGCGAAAAUUAUGCGCGUACGGUUCGCUGUAGAAUUCACGUUAUUCCUUUAUAAAAGCAGUAAAAUUUUCUUAAAAAUUUUAAAAAAGACAUUCAGUAUAACAAAAUAAAUAGUGCCUGUUUGGGAGGAUAACAGUUGAAA
Magallana angulata is the source of this 3935-nucleotide messenger RNA. Its product is annotated as platelet-derived growth factor receptor beta-like. Bases 128 to 2377 code for a protein of 749 amino acids. Gene Ontology annotation, molecular function: ATP binding; transmembrane receptor protein tyrosine kinase activity. The record is from RefSeq and is a predicted model, not a curated record. The transcript has 15 exons. Gene Ontology annotation, biological process: protein phosphorylation; cell surface receptor protein tyrosine kinase signaling pathway; positive regulation of kinase activity. Gene Ontology annotation, cellular component: signaling receptor complex. NCBI's taxonomy places the organism in Eukaryota, Metazoa, Mollusca, Bivalvia, Ostreida, Ostreidae.